CUUUCUAUCAGUUUGUGAGACAGAGAGUAAGAGAGAAAAGAGGACCAAGUGUUGAUUUCGCGAGUUAGAUUCAAUGGAAGGGAUCACAGAAGGAGUAAACAGCAUGGGCUUGGAGGUUGAUAACCAGAAGAAGAAUCGGAUUCAGGUUUCCAACACUAAGAAACCAUUGUUCUUCUACGUCAAUCUCGCCAAGAGGUACAUGCAGCAGUACACAGAUGUGGAGUUGUCUGCACUUGGAAUGGCCAUUGCUACUGUUGUUACCGUAGCGGAAAUAUUGAAGAACAAUGGUUUUGCUGUUGAAAAGAAGAUCAUGACUAAGACAGUGGAUAUCAAGGACGAUUCAAGAGGACGUCCUGUGCAGAAAGCCAAGAUUGAGAUAACGCUCGCCAAGUCUGCCAAAUUUGAUGAGUUAAUGGCUGCGGCCAAUGAGGAGAAGGAGGCUGCAGAAGCUCAAGACCAGAACUGAUAUCUUUUGUUUUGUAUGUGUUUCUGUGGACGACCUGAUUUCUUUGUUUCGUAGAUCGCUGCGCUGCUUAAUGUUAGAACACUUCAAUUUGUUUUUUACUUUGCUUAGUAGGUGUAGAAGAGAUUUUGGUUGCAUAACGUUCGAAAUAUAAAUCCGAUUCGAAACCAUAAAUAUUAC
Eruca vesicaria subsp. sativa (arugula) is the source of this 643-nucleotide messenger RNA. The record is from the annotation of a GenBank genome assembly. Lineage: Eukaryota; Viridiplantae; Streptophyta; Magnoliopsida; Brassicales; Brassicaceae.